Cylicostephanus goldi is the source of this 489-nucleotide messenger RNA. The record is from the annotation of a GenBank genome assembly. NCBI's taxonomy places the organism in Eukaryota, Metazoa, Nematoda, Chromadorea, Rhabditida, Strongylidae.
AUGCUGAGCUGUACGGUAACGCUUACGGUAUUGACUUCCAUAACUAGUGCUACCGUAAUAUCUCGAGCAAAAAGGCAAUACAGUAACUAUUACGAAUGCGGUGGCUCAGGAUACUCUUCUAUAGGUUGUGGAGCAUACAGCGGUUGCGGAACGAGUUGCGGUGGUAUCAGUGCAAUUAUUCUACCAAGCACAUAUUACGCUCCAUUGUCAAAUUGCCAGAAUUUGUGCUCUAGUAUUAACUGUAAUCAAUACAAUGGUCAAUAUGUCAAUGGGCAAUACAUAGCGAGUGGUUACGGUAGCAGUCAAUACAAUCCAUGUGCUAGUACCUGUUGUUAUGGAAGUAGUAACUACAAUAACCAGCCCUUCUGGGGAGAUGCUUUGGUUAUACCCGGGACGGACGGAAUAUAUUCACCAUAUCUAACCAAUACGAAUACCAUGUACGGUAGCGGAGGAAAUAUCUACACACCCUAUGUCAAUCCGGCUACUCAG